UCUCCGACCCCGAUCGAUCUCAAUGAGAUCCCUCAUUUUUCCUCUCUUCUAUGCUGCUCCCGCUCGGCCCCGAUGGAGAACAAUCCGAGCACUACGUUGGUGACGCAAGCUCCGGCAGCGAGAUCAAUAAUGGAGGAGACUACUCAUCUAGCUUCGAAUUCGCUGGUCUAUGCCGAUGUUAGCACUCUCCGUGGCGAAGGCGGCGACGCGUAUGAUUAUUGCGACCCAGAAAGCGAUUCGGCAAUUGACAAACAUCAGCCUCCAGACGGAAUAUGUGAGCUGCUCUGCCUCUCCGGAUUGCUAUCCAGCUGAGUCCCGUUAGAUCACCACCACAGCUCAAUCUGAAUAACAUCAAGUCCUUGCCGGUAAAACUAGUAGGCCUCCCUUGCCGGCAAUCGGCCUCGUCAGGUAGGAAGUCUCCGAUGAGACGUUACAAAUGAGUCAUUUAUGUGACCUCGAUUUAAAUUCUUAUUUUGAGAUGGAAAAAUACAUCUUUAUGGCGCUUUAUGAUCUUUAAAUCUCAUUUUUAGAUGGUAUGAAUAUCAGAAUAUUAUAACAUCAUCGAUGGUAUGUAUCGAAUUCAAUGUUGAAGAAACGUUUUAGAAAGCCCAUUAUUGAGAUCUUAACCUAUUUCCCCAUUAACUACGUCCUAAGCCUUAAGUAGGGUUAAUAAAGGGCACAUUGAAGC
Linum trigynum is the source of this 688-nucleotide messenger RNA. Lineage: Eukaryota; Viridiplantae; Streptophyta; Magnoliopsida; Malpighiales; Linaceae. The record is from the annotation of a GenBank genome assembly.